Molecule: messenger RNA, 2951 nt
Organism: Colossoma macropomum (tambaqui)
Lineage: Eukaryota; Metazoa; Chordata; Actinopteri; Characiformes; Serrasalmidae
Gene: aldh4a1
Product: aldehyde dehydrogenase 4 family, member A1
Exons: 15
Coding region: 169-1839 (556 amino acids)
Molecular function (GO): L-glutamate gamma-semialdehyde dehydrogenase (NAD+) activity
Source: RefSeq, a predicted model, not a curated record
AUGGUAUCUGUAUCAGGCAGUCGCUGUCAGGGGCUGUAUUUCCUAUAUGGAGGUCACUGUAUAAGUUUAUAAUUGGUCGUUUAGUCUCGAAACGGUCUUUUGUUUUGCUAACAGACGUUUGUUGAGUUAGGUUAGCUAGUUUUCCACAUUUCUGCUGCCUGUCGAGACAUGCUGCGAGUGAGGGCGCCGCUGUGUCAGUCUUGGAGGGGGUUCAAAACCUUCCCAUGUGCAGCUGUGGAGGUUAAGAAUGAGCCUGUCUUGGGGUUCAAAGAGGGGAGUCAAGAGAGAGCAGAGCUGGAGAAGGCCCUCCAAAACCUAAAAGGAAAGACAGAGGAGAUUCCAUGUGUGAUCGGAGACGAACAAGUGUGGACCAAAGAUAUCAGAUACCAGCUGUCUCCCUUCAACCAUUCGCACAAAGUGGCUAAGUUCUGUUAUGCUGAUAAGGAGCUUCUAAACAAAGCCAUUCUAGCCUCUGUAGCAGCGAGAAGAGAAUGGGACCUGAAGCCAGUGGCAGAUAGAGCCCAGAUCCUCUUCAAGGCUGCUGAUACAAUCAGUGGACCGAAGAGAGCAGAAGUUCUGGCAAAGACGAUGAUCGGCCAGGGUAAAACUGUGGUGCAGGCUGAGAUCGAUGCUGCAGCAGAGCUCAUUGACUUCUUCAGGUUCAAUGCCAAGCAUGCGAUUGAGCUGGAGCAGCAGCAGCCGCUGGACAGCGAUGGCAGCACCAACACCAUGCUGUACCGUGGGCUGGAGGGCUUUGUAGCUGCUGUCGCGCCUUUCAACUUCACUGCUAUUGGUGGAAACCUGGCUGGCACGCCAGCACUAAUGGGCAACGUGGUGCUAUGGAAACCCAGUGACACUGCCAUGUCUGCUAGCUAUGCAGUCUACAAGAUCCUGCGUGAGUCUGGCCUACCGCCCAACAUCAUCCAGUUUGUUCCAGCUGAUGGCCCAGUUUUUGGAGACACUAUCACCUCCUCUGAGCAUUUGGCUGGAAUCAACUUCACUGGCAGUGUCCCAACAUUUAAGCGUCUGUGGAAACAGGUGGCACAGAAUCUUGAUAUCUACAGAAACUUCCCUCGUGUGGCAGGAGAAUGUGGUGGCAAGAACUUCCAUUUUGUGCACAAGUCUGCAGACGUUCACAGUGUGGUGACGGGCACGAUCCGCUCAGCGUUUGAGUACGGUGGGCAGAAGUGCUCGGCCUGCUCCAGGAUGUACGUCCCGGACUCACUCUGGCCUCAGAUCAAACAGGACCUGCUGGCUAUACACAAACAGAUUAAACUGGGAGACCCGGUUGAGGAUUUUGGGACGUUCUUCUCAGCGGUUAUUGAUGACAAGUCUUUUGCCAGGAUAAAGGGCUGGCUUCACCACGCCAAGACUUCCCCCAAUCUGACUGUAAUCGCUGGUGGAAAUUGUGAUGAUAAAAAGGGAUACUAUGUGGAGCCCACGAUUAUUGAAACCAAAGAUCCACAGGAUAAAAUAAUGAACGAGGAGAUCUUUGGACCCGUUCUGACAGUUUAUGUAUAUCCUGAGAACGACUACAAGAAAGUACUGGAGCUGAUUGACAGCACAUCUCCAUAUGCUCUGACUGGGGCUGUCUUUGCUCAAGAUAAGGCCGUCGUGGCUGAGGCGGCAAAAGUGUUGAGAAAUGCAGCAGGAAAUUAUUAUGUCAAUGACAAAUCGACAGGCUCCAUUGUGGCCCAGCAGCCGUUUGGAGGUGCCAGAGCAUCAGGUACCAAUGACAAGCCUGGAGGACCACACUACGUCCUCAGAUGGACAUCACCACAGGUCGUCAAGGAGACCCAUGUCCCACUCACAGAUUGGAAAUAUCCCUACAUGGGUUGAGAAAACUCUGUUACGUCCACAGCACAGCCCUGAAUCCUAUUCUGUGUACUAAUAAUGACUCUCCCUCUCCUGAUCCCUCAGUCAAGACUGAAACCCAGAAUCGUUUUUGUUCCUACUUGAUUUAACAUUUAUCUUAAGUGGUCUUCUAAAGAAAGCUAUCAAGACUUCUCCUGGAAUGUUCACAAAACCAUGGCUGGUGAAACAGUGCCCCCUUGUGGCGAUGCCUGAGGCUGAAUAGGCAAACAUGUAAAGCGACUGUGCCUCGGAAAACUACUGACAGCAACUACAUGACUACAGCUCUUUAAUAUGUGAAUGUGUUAGCAGACCUUCAUUACCUCCAGUGGUUGAUCAGCCUACACAAAAGACAUUAGACCAUCCAGGAGGUAGAAGGACUAAAACAGAGGUGAUUAAAUCAAGAGGAAGAUUGAGGAUUGGAUUUGCACUGAACAUUUCUGACAUUUCGUCCUUUAUUGGAUCACGUGAAGCAUUCUUUCAAAUUUGCUUUCUGUCUGGAGGUGUUUUCUGCCUACCUGACUACAUCAAUACUUCAGAUAACAGUAUCUAUCAGUGUAUUUGUUACAGUGAUACUCAUAUAGUGGCAGUUACUACAUUAUGAAAUGAUCUAUAUUUUUGCCUCAGGUCUGUAUUACCUACUGCACUCAACGAUAGAUAAAUAAAUAUUAACUAAAUAUAUCAAUAAAUAAAUCAAUAAUUCAUUAAUAAAUAGUACAGAACGUACGAUUAUGGCAUGCAUAUAAUGUCAGAUGUCUAAAACAGUAAACAGUAGCCCUUGUUUUUGAUAUUUUUAAUGUUUAACUUGUUUACUUCAUCUUGUUUGGUUUGGUUGACCCGGUUAAUUCACUGUCGUGUGGACAUUUGUCAGACUGUGUUUUUUAAACUUUGCUGCUGCAUAGACUGGCAAUAAUAGUCUCAAGUAUAUGACAAGUAACUUGAAAUUACAUUGUUUUCAUGAUUUUCUGAAUGAACUUUCAUCUCCUGAAACAUACAUCUCAAUGCAGUAUCAAUCAUAAGGUUGUAAGUGCAAAAAACCUUAGAAACAGUGCAAUUUGGAGUUCUGUUGUGCCUGAAUAAAGAGAUGGGGUUAAACGGUA